AUGCCCGGGGAUGAGGGACACAAUGACCACUUCACUGGUCAAAAUGACCCAGAGGAGCACGAAGCUCAGUCCCUACUGUCUCCGUCCAACGAAGAACCUGACGAUCUCAUAGUCCACCAUGGCCCUACAACUUCACCCCUAGGGCCGCCCAAAAGACCUCAACCGAAGCGCCAAUCUUCAAUAUCCCAGCGGGCACCCGAUGGACAACGUCGCACGCCACGUACUCUAAACCGGGUUCGAUUCGAUCUGGAUGAGGAAUCCGAGGGGGGAAGUCACAACUGGGAUGAAGAAGCCCACGACGAGAACGGACGCGCUCACAGUCCAGAUGAUACCAUGUGGCUGGACGAGGAGGAUUAUGAGCUUGAAAACCAGGGAAGACCAGGCAUGCGGCAUGGAGGACAGUCCGUGCCUCUCCUGACCGACAUCGAGGCACCUAGUGUGACCCUCGCUACGUCAGACGACUUCUUUCCCGAGGAACACCUGGAGAACGCGCGGCCACGAAGCGGAUUGAAGAUGGCAUUCAUGAAUAUGGCCAACAGCAUCAUCGGGGCGGGAAUCAUUGGUCAGCCUUACGCGCUCCGCCAGGCAGGCAUGAUAACGGGAGUUCUGCUACUGACAGCAUUGACCAUCACUGUUGAUUGGACCAUUCGCCUAAUCGUGAUCAACUCAAAAUUGAGCGGAGCUGACUCGUUCCAAGCUACCAUGCAGUAUUGCUUUGGGAAAAGCGGGCUUGUGGCAAUCUCUGUUGCGCAAUGGGCCUUUGCUUUCGGUGGCAUGGUUGCUUUUUGUAUCAUCGUCGGCGACACGAUUCCGCAUGUCUUUGGUGCUUUGUUUCCAUCGCUGCGUGAGAUGCCUUUUCUAUGGCUAUUGACAGAUCGACGAGCAGUAAUUGUUAUCUUUGUAUUGGGCAUCUCGUAUCCCCUGUCACUAUACAGAGAUAUUGCCAAGCUUGCAAAAGCAUCUGCGCUGGCGUUUGUCAGUAUGAUUGUCAUUGUGGUCACUGUCAUAACACAGGGGUUUCGUGUCGCAGCAGAGUCACGAGGUGAAUUCAAAAGUCACCUUAUCGUCAACUCGGGAUUCUUCCAGGCUGUUGGGGUCAUAUCUUUUGCAUUUGUUUGCCACCACAACAGCCUUCUGAUCUACGGAUCGUUGAAGAGACCCACUCUUGACAGAUUUGCCAUCGUUACUCAUUACUCUACAGGAGUUUCUUUGAUCAUGUGUCUUGCCAUGGGUCUAGCAGGAUUCCUUUCCUUUGGGUCGAAAACCCAGGGCAACGUGCUCAACAACUUUCCAUCCGACAACAUCUUGGUCAAUAUUGCUCGAUUUUGCUUUGGUUUGAACAUGUUGACCACCUUGCCCCUAGAAGCCUUUGUCUGUAGAUCUGUUAUGACGACGUACUACUUCCCGGAUGAGCCUUUCAACCCCCAUCGCCACUUGAUCUUCACAACUGCCUUGGUCGUGACAUCAGUGUUGAUGGCGCUGAUGACCUGUGACCUCGGCAGUGUGUUUGAGCUGAUUGGAGCGACCAGUGCGGCAUCUCUGGCAUAUAUCUUCCCUCCACUGUGCUAUAUCAAGCUCAGCAGUACUAGCCGCCGGGAAAAGAUCCCCGCUUAUCUCUGUGUUGGCUUUGGGCUUGUUGUCAUGGGUGUUAGUGUGGUACAAGCCGUUGCCAAGAUUAUUCGGAAUGACGGCGAAGGCCACUCUUGUGCGGCUUCUUAG
Penicillium odoratum is the source of this 1719-nucleotide messenger RNA. RefSeq names its product putative amino acid transporter. The transcript has 6 exons. The record is from RefSeq and is a predicted model, not a curated record. Lineage: Eukaryota; Fungi; Ascomycota; Eurotiomycetes; Eurotiales; Aspergillaceae. Gene Ontology annotation, molecular function: amino acid transmembrane transporter activity. Gene Ontology annotation, biological process: amino acid transmembrane transport. Gene Ontology annotation, cellular component: endoplasmic reticulum. The coding region runs from base 1 to 1719 and encodes 572 amino acids.